AUGCACCUUUUCCGUCGAGGUACAUCCUCGCUCUUCAACUCCUCUAACGUUUCCCUGGCUUCCUCGAAAAGCGACGCCACCACCGAUGCCGUCGGCGACAACGGGCUGGCGCAGGAGGGAUUUAAGUCCGUUCCUGACAGCGACAAGCUGUUCGUAAAGCCCGAUCCGGCUGUUGAUGGGGAGGACUGCCUCCACGACUGCGCAACAUGCACCGUGAAAUACCCCGCGAAAUUCGACGUCGAUCUCGAGGACAAGCUAUAUGGACAGGUCAGUGGGUGGUCUACCCAUAUGCUCGUAGCUACGGGCAAGUCAGAUUGGGUGCGCGACGUGGCAGACGAGACUGGAAGUGUCAUGGAAGCGAUUGAGAAGGGAGGCAUAGAACCAAGCAACGGGGUAAGCCGAAAUCCCCCAUUCCCCCCUCCCAAAACCGAAUCUGAAGCUCAUUUGGCUUUUUCUCAGCGACUCAAGCUGUCCGCAUCAAAUAUGCCCGUGCCGGACGAAUAUCACAUGCACGAGGCAGGGAAACAGCCCACAAACGUCCUCAUCCUGCCCAGUUUCACCGUGGUAGAAAACGUCACACCACAACUGGCUCCGGAUCUCAUUGAGCGCUUUGUCAAUAGGUCCCUGACCACAACGACACCGUUGGGUGGCCAGCCGGAACCCUCAAAACCAACAGAAGCCGAGGAGAAGUCACCUCACCCUGCAAACACCAGUAUCACACCGCCGCUUCAAUCACACCCGUGUCUCCAUGCAGCCGUUAUUCUUCUCUGCUCACAGCGCACGCGCGACGCCCGGUGUGGCCAAUCUGCACCACUUCUCCGCCGUGAAUUUGAGCGACACCUGCGCCCACUAGGUCUGUACCGCGAUAUGGACGAUACGCGGCCUGGUGGCGUGGGUAUCUACUUCAUCAGCCACGUAGGCGGACACAAGUAUUCCGCCAAUGUAAUUGUGUACCGGCGCAGAGACUUUGAAUGGUACAAGCGUGAGGAAGCUGAGACGAAUGACGAAGGUGCUACGCAGGGUAUUUGGCUGGCGCGCGUGAGACCGGAGGAGUGUGAGAAUAUCAUUCGGUAUACCGUGUUGCAGGGUAAGGUGCUCAAACCGCAGCAGCAGUUGCGGGGUGGGUUUGAUCGCGAGCGGGGUUUGACCAGUUGGUAA
Penicillium maclennaniae is the source of this 1158-nucleotide messenger RNA. Its product is annotated as sucrase/ferredoxin-like domain-containing protein. The record is from RefSeq and is a predicted model, not a curated record. The coding region runs from base 1 to 1158 and encodes 385 amino acids. The transcript has a single exon. NCBI's taxonomy places the organism in Eukaryota, Fungi, Ascomycota, Eurotiomycetes, Eurotiales, Aspergillaceae.